CGUAAAGUUAUCAAACUUGGUAGCCUAUUGUUUGAGUGUGUUUGAAAAGGGUGAUUGGUAUCCUACGUACCUAGCCUACUAGGCUAGUUAGGUACCUAGCUUAAAGGAUUCGACAAUGCUAACAGAGGCUAGCCUACUUUUUAUCAGUACCUAGCCUACUAGGCUUAGGCCACUUGAGAGAAGGGCUAAUUGAGGAGGACUGUUGGUCAUUUGACUGAUACAUUUCAAAAUUGAUUGUGCUGUAUUGUCAUGAUGCAGAGAGAAGAAAGAACUCUUGAUGUUGCCCUGGAUGCCAUCCUCCAGCGUGUUGUUGACAUUAAAGGUUCACUGCAAGAGUUGCUUGCAAGAGUUGAGCAUGAAGGGGAAGGUGGUGAUUGGCCAUCAUAUCUCAAUAACUUUUCUGUUAUAUCGGCACAGAUUUACACACUAUUGAAAUUACUUAAAAAUGAUAAGACACCAGCGCUACGUAAUUUUUUAACACUACCCUUGCAACUUAAUGCUGACACUGAUGAAAAGUUGCUUAUGGCCACAGAAGGUAGAGUUCCAUCCUUCAGUCAUGAUUUUGUUCCUAAUUUAUUAAGGACAAAACCUGAGCCAGAGGUGGAACAAAAGCAGUUGACAUUAGAGACUAAAAUGCAGCAGAUAAACUCUGAUACUGCUACCAAACAAAUAAAUAUCCAUAACAAAGUUGUCAAGCAUGUCCUUGAUUUAUUGAACACUGCACGGGAAGAGUGGGAGACCGAAACAGCUUCUCGCACGAAUCAACCCCAGACUUGUUCUUUUAAUGACACACAAAUGUUGAUUGCUGCCAUGGGCACAGGGAAAGGCAUCAAGACCAUCCCAGGCAGAGCUCCCAUGCCAAGGCCAUCUCCAACCAUGCCUCAGCAAGCACCUCAAAUCGCAACAAGCAAAGCUGUCAGCGCAGUCAAGACUAAUAUCAAAGCUGCAACAACUAUGCAUCCAUAUGGACGCUAAUUUGUAAACUAUGUACCCUUAAGUUUAAUUGUACUAACUAAGUCUUAAGAGUUAAUAUAUUCACAAA
Molecule: messenger RNA, 1042 nt
Organism: Macrobrachium nipponense
Lineage: Eukaryota; Metazoa; Arthropoda; Malacostraca; Decapoda; Palaemonidae
Gene: MED8
Product: mediator of RNA polymerase II transcription subunit 8-like
Exons: 6
Coding region: 250-975 (241 amino acids)
Biological process (GO): regulation of transcription by RNA polymerase II
Cellular component (GO): mediator complex; core mediator complex
Molecular function (GO): RNA polymerase II cis-regulatory region sequence-specific DNA binding; transcription coregulator activity
Source: RefSeq, a predicted model, not a curated record